AUGUCAUCUCAAAAGUUCUCCAGGAGGGAGGAUGAUACUGGAGUGUUGAUCUAUGUUGCGCCGACCAAAGCGUUGGUCAACCAGAUUGCUGCGGAAAUCCAUGCACGGUUUACAAAGAAGCAUCCUAGCAAUUCUGGGCAGUCUGUGUGGGUAAUUCAUACUCGUGAUAUACGAUUUAACGAUCUGAUGAAGUGUCAAGUACUGGUGACUGUUCCACAUAUGCUCCAAAUUAUGUUAUUGUCACCGGCCAAUGCCAAAACGGGGGCUCCUCGGGUGAAGUGUAUCGUCUUCGACGAGAUCUACUCGAUUGGCCAAGCCGACGAUGACCUUGUAUGGGAGCAGUUACUGUUGCUCGCUCCAUGCCGCAUCAUUGCUCUUUCGGCAACAGUCGGCAACCCAACAGAGCUCGCAGACUGGAUUUCUGUGACGCAGAAAUCUCUAGGGAUCGACUUGAAACUUGUUCAAUAUGGCCAACGAUACUCGGAUCUCGGGAAGUACUUCUCCACCCCACCAAAGAAAGAUCAAGUUCCAGGGGCUUCCUCGAACGACACAUAA
This is a messenger RNA of Aspergillus chevalieri, 555 nucleotides long. RefSeq lists its product as uncharacterized. The record is from RefSeq and is a predicted model, not a curated record. NCBI's taxonomy places the organism in Eukaryota, Fungi, Ascomycota, Eurotiomycetes, Eurotiales, Aspergillaceae. The transcript is spliced from 2 exons. The coding region runs from base 1 to 555 and encodes 184 amino acids. Gene Ontology annotation, cellular component: cytoplasm. Gene Ontology annotation, molecular function: nucleic acid binding; ATP binding.